GUAAACAAAAAACGGUGUGAGUGUACGAUAGCGAGCAAAUAGCCGGCUAAUUUGCAACAAAUAUCACACAAAACGGUUAAAUAACGCAAAGCAUAUACACUCAACAUGUUCCGCAACGUUCGUUUACUGCGUUGGGCUGUUGGUAAAAGCUGUACCACCGCCAAACCAACCACGACCAUCGGUGCAUCGUGCCAGUGGAACGCCGGUAUCGUUGCACAACCAUGCAGCGGUAUUGCAACAUGUGCUAUCAAGCCAGUAUCGGCGAUGCCGGGCGCGAGUAUUAACCAGCAUAGCGCCAUCUUCUCAAUUGCCAGCCGAAAGAUACAUACCAAAGGCGAGCGGGAACUGGUGGAGUUUCUGGCGGAAGAGAUCGUGGCAGAGAAAAAGGCCAGCACAAGCGCAACCAUUCCGACGUCCCUGAAUGGGUUCGCCAUCACAGCCAACAGGGCCGAAGUGGAGCUAACGAAAUCGUCCGAACGCGAAAAGGUCACGAUUUCCUUCAACGUGAACCACACGGUAGAUAUGGAAGGUGAGGAAGCGGAAGCAACGGAAAACAAGCCAGAAUUUUCCGCUAUGAAAAGCCGUCCCCAGUUUGAGGUGGAUAUUGUGCGGGGAGGAACUACACUGUCGUUCACGUGCUCCUAUCUGCCCGGUGAGGCACAGGAAGGAGAGUACAAUGAUGUGUUCGGCAUCGAUGAAGUAACCAUUUACCAGGGUGAAUGGAACGACAAGGUUUACGCAGUAGCUGGUGAUGUUCUUGAUGGGUACCUUUACGAUCUGUUGAUGAAUUUCCUCGAGGAGAAGGGCAUUAGCAACGAGUUCGCCGAGAAAAUGUCGGAAUUUGCGAGUUCAUACGAACACGCGAAGUACGUGGAGUUGCUCGAAGCCAUCUCGAAAUUUACCGUAGAGAAGAAAUAACUUUGCCCUCUUACCGGAUGGGAGGAUACUCAUCGAAUACCAUCAUCACGUUUGUCAUAUUGAUGAGUUUUACACAUUCUACCUAUGUUCCUGUAGAAGGAAGGGAUACUGUAAAAAAGGAAUCCAUUGCUGCAUUUGUUAUCGUCUGCUAGGGAAAAAGAGUAAUCCACCUCAGUGUCAUAGUUACAUAGCGCAUCUCAUCGUACAAUAAACUACUUAAA
Messenger RNA from Anopheles moucheti, 1139 nucleotides. RefSeq names its product complement component 1 Q subcomponent-binding protein, mitochondrial (gene P32). Gene Ontology annotation, cellular component: mitochondrial matrix. Bases 106 to 918 code for a protein of 270 amino acids. The record is from RefSeq and is a predicted model, not a curated record. The transcript has 5 exons. NCBI's taxonomy places the organism in Eukaryota, Metazoa, Arthropoda, Insecta, Diptera, Culicidae. Gene Ontology annotation, biological process: cytosolic ribosome assembly.